AUGAUGGAGUUCAGUGAUACUAUCGACAUUGUCGCCAUCGAGUGGAGUGUUCGGCGCAUAUGUGCAGCCAAAGGUGCAGCAUGUGUGAACGGAGGAAAGCGGAAUCCAAAGAACUGUGCUGCAUGCAUUUGUCCUGCCGGUUACGGUGGCGCGCUGUGCAACCUUCGGCCAGCAGGGUGUGGCGCGGUGUUGACAGCAGGUCCAACCUGGAAAUCGAAAGUGGUCACUGUAGGUAACGCCACGAACCUGGGGCUCCGCGACACUUACGCAAAGUGCAAUGACUGGAUCAAGGUCUGUUAG
Messenger RNA from Ostertagia ostertagi, 300 nucleotides. Lineage: Eukaryota; Metazoa; Nematoda; Chromadorea; Rhabditida; Trichostrongylidae. The record is from the annotation of a GenBank genome assembly.